GAAAGUUUGCUGUGAAAAAAAAAUGAAUUACUUGUGAAUUAAUUAUGAAAUUUAAAUUGCAACAAGUGCGCGAGAUUAAUUAAAUUAUGCGUGUUAUUAUUUCUGAUGGAUUUGCGACGACUCAUUUUCGUCAUCUGUCGUAAGUUGACGAGUGGUUUGAUCUUGAGAUAAUUUAUACCACCGGCGACGGGUAAUUAUAAAAAUAUCAUUAUAAAUAAUAAAGAAUUACAGUUUUAAUUUAUUUAAGAUAGUUAUCGGAUGUUAAUUCAGUUUAAAAGAGUGAAGAAAAUUUUUUAGCCGAGGAAUAUUGAAAGUUUUUCAAAACCGUAUGAAAGAAAAAAAAAUUUAUUGACAGCAAAAACUUGUUAAAAUUACGAUUAUUUACUGCCGGAUAAUGAUAAAAAGUAUCAUUUUUAAACCACUUGAAAUAUAGAGUGACGUAAAAGUAUUCAAAAGAGAACGUACUCCAGUUCCAUUUGUUAUUUUGUGUGGCAACAAUUUAAAUUUUCAUUUAUCGAUAGUAAUGUUUGAUUAUGAUAAUUAUAAUUGCUUGGGAUAUAUAUUUCUAUGAUAAGAAUUCUACAGACCACUUGAGGUCUCGAGGUCAAAUUUACGUCAUCUGUAAAAUCGGCUUAUGAUCAAAAAAAUCUGAGCGCGAGGAUCUACGCACUGCUCUGGUCGCUGGUACAGAUUUUACUGGAAGCUUGUCUGGAGACUGAGGAAGAUCGAAUUGUUGCUGGACAAAUGUGGUCACUAAGAGAAAUACGCAGUGUCGUUUGUUCUUAUUUACAUCAAGUCUUUAUCACUGAGCCUUCAUUAGCUAAACUAGUACAUUUUCAGGGAUAUCCGCGGGAUUUGUUGCCGAUAACAGUAGCCGGGAUACCAUCGAUGCAUAUUUGCUUAGACUGGAUACCAGAACUUCUGUCUCAACCAGAACCAGAGAAACAAAUUUUUGCUGUUGAUUUAGCGUCACAUCUCGCCGUUCAGUAUGCGCUGCCAAAAGCACUCAGUGUUUCGCGAUUAGCAAUAAAUACACUCAUCACUCUGCUGGGUGUAUUGCCUGCCAAAGAACGCGUCGUACUUUUUAUGCCAGUCCUGCCAGCACUGACACGAAUUUGUCUAGCGUUUCCACCGCUCGCCGAAGACACUACAGGACUUCUUCUGCAGCUGGGGAGAAUCAGCUCAGCACAAGCCGCGCUUGGUGAUAAAUCCGCGGAAAUACUUUGCCACGAAGUUAAUCAAACAUUUUCAUCUCUACUUCAAAAAGCUAUUCUACAAUCAAGAGUUUAUUAAAAUAAAAAAUAAUUAUUAUCGUGUACAUAAAUUACCCACAUGUUUAUUAUUAUUUACAUUUUUUUAAUGUACC
Messenger RNA from Microplitis mediator, 1366 nucleotides. Its product is annotated as integrator complex subunit 2-like. Bases 745 to 1293 code for a protein of 182 amino acids. NCBI's taxonomy places the organism in Eukaryota, Metazoa, Arthropoda, Insecta, Hymenoptera, Braconidae. Gene Ontology annotation, cellular component: integrator complex. Gene Ontology annotation, biological process: snRNA 3'-end processing. The transcript is spliced from 2 exons. The record is from RefSeq and is a predicted model, not a curated record.